AUGUUUUUAAAAGGAUACACCUCAAAUGUGGUACUAAUUAUAUUAACAUUUUUCAUUCUACUAACAAAAGAAGAAAAAAAUAUAAAAAAUAAUAUCUCUGGAUAUUGUUUUUUGAAUUUUGGAUUAAAAAAAAAUGCAAUAAUAAAAAAAAGAGAAAAACAAAAUUUGAAAUUAUUUUGUUAUAAUGGUAUAAGAAUAGGUCAAGGUUAUGAUAUCCACAAAAUAAAAGUUUUAGAUGAAGAAUAUAAUACAUAUGCAAAUAAUGAUUUUAAUAAAAAUGAACAAUCUUUUAAAACCUUAACCUUAGGAGGAGUUAAAAUAAAUAAUGUUUUAGUUUUAUCACAUAGUGAUGGUGAUAUAAUAUAUCAUUCGAUAGUUGAUUCAAUUUUAGGUGCCUUAGGUUCUUUAGACAUAGGAACCUUAUUUCCUGAUAAAGAUGAAAAAAAUAAAAAUAAAAACUCGGCUAUAUUCUUAAGAUAUGCUAGACUUUUAAUAUAUAAAAAAAAUUAUGAUAUUGGGAACGUGGAUAUUAAUGUAAUAGCACAAGUUCCCAAAAUAAGCAACAUCAGAAAAAAUAUUAUAAAAAAUAUAUCGACAGUGUUAAAUAUUGACGAGUCGCAAAUAUCUGUUAAAGGAAAAACUCAUGAGAAAUUAGGAGUAAUUGGUGAGAAAAAAGCAAUAGAAUGCUUUGCGAAUAUUUUGUUAAUACCUAAAAAUUCAUAA
Molecule: messenger RNA, 723 nt
Organism: Plasmodium falciparum 3D7
Lineage: Eukaryota; Apicomplexa; Aconoidasida; Haemosporida; Plasmodiidae
Gene: IspF
Product: 2-C-methyl-D-erythritol 2,4-cyclodiphosphate synthase
Source: RefSeq, a predicted model, not a curated record